Messenger RNA from Callorhinchus milii (elephant shark), 1584 nucleotides. RefSeq names its product mucin-5AC-like. Gene Ontology annotation, cellular component: membrane. The transcript is spliced from 5 exons. Lineage: Eukaryota; Metazoa; Chordata; Chondrichthyes; Chimaeriformes; Callorhinchidae. Gene Ontology annotation, biological process: cell adhesion. Bases 172 to 1056 code for a protein of 294 amino acids. The record is from RefSeq and is a predicted model, not a curated record.
GUGGGUGGAGGGAAAGCUUGUGGUUCAGUAUAAAUCAUUGAAUCUCGACUGAGACCACACACACCAUACUAUAAGCAGCCCACGUGUAAACCAAGGCACCAAUUUCAGAGUAAGCAGCAUUUUCAGAACCAGCAAGAACCUAUAAGCAAGAAUUGCAGGCAGAACUUCCUGAUGUUUGGCAUGGAGAGCUGCGGAAAAAGUUCAAGAAGACAGCAAUCUUCUUCGGUGCUGUGUGCACUGCUUUUAAUACUCCAAUGGAGCUGCUAUGCUUCGGCAAAUGAAUCCACCACCGAAGCUCCUAUCAGUUCUACAGCUGUGAUCAGCACGACAGGCAGCGAAAGCGUGUCAACUGUGGAACCAAGUAAUUCUGCGAACGCAGAAAUCACGUCUGCGCCGACUAAUAGCGUGUUGGUAACUGACGAUCCAAUUGGCUCGAGUGUAGCCGUUACAAGUACAUCCCCGGUGGGGUCAGUGACUACAACCGACCCAGCGUCACCAAGCUCGGAAAGCCAUGACAACGAGACAACACUUCUGAGCACUGCCAUCAGUAGCUCAGCCAUCACCAGCCCCACCGCCAACACCAGCUCGGCAACUGUUAAGGAAAGUGAUCCCAUCAUCCACUCAUCACCUCCUUCAACUGUUGCCCCGACUCAGUUCAAAACUGUCUCGACUCUGCCAACUGUAACAUCAGAGGAAUCGUCGAUCACUACUGAUAAAUCAAGCAAAGCUUUGAUCAGGACGCACAGUGCCCAAGAAAUAAAAUCACCGAAAGUGCUCCCCACACUAAUCGUCCUCGGAUGCCUGCUUGGCAUAGUCAUCUUGCUGGCGUACUACUUCAAGAACAAGCAAAGCUGGAGCCCAAAGUCCGUCAGACUGGUGGAAACGGGGCCACAAGAGAACGACUGCCACGGCAACACGGCCAUGUCUGACGUACCCAGGGAGCCGUCGGUGGACGCGCAGAGCAAGCCGAAAUUGAACGGGGAGAACCAGAGCACGGCGUCGGGAACCGGGAACGGGCACCAGAAAAAAAUGGACGAAACAGACACCGAAGUGUAAUCCGGGGGGGAGGGGGAUUGGAAAUGACGUCAAAGCUCAGCUUCCCGAUUCGUUAAUUUAUGGCUCCACUCCGACGGGCGAAAUCCGCGGCGUUUCCCAACGCGUUCCUCGCCGCUGGUAAGGCGGGCGAGGAGGCUUUGCGAAUCGCUGCAGAUUUCACCCGUUUUACGUCUGUGGCUCUGGUUUGGUUCGGGGAAUCGAACCCCGGGGUCGUUCAAUUUGAAAUUGAAGCCUUCCUCGAAAAGCACCAGGGAAAGUAUCCGAGGGCCGUUCUUUCACCUCUCAUAUACACACCCACCACCUGCCCCCCGCCCCCUAACCCCCAACAGACCCACCGAGAUUUCAGGGUACAUUUCAGUGCCCUGAAGGAGCAAGGAAAAGCCAACCAUCUUUUGGGGGUGGGGGGUGUACUCUGUAUUCUAUUUAAAGCAAUGAAAUACUCCGUCCAUCAGCACUCGGUCCCUAACUUGGAUGAGUGCAUUUACAUAGCACUUCAAAUUACAACCUUGCCCCCACCUCUCCCCUUCC